AUGUCGAAUGACGAGCGCAAAGCUUCCAUAUUGGAAGGCAUGCUCAUCAAAGCGAGCAAAAAUUACGUUUGUCCGGUCUGCUUCAAGUCAAAUUCACAGGCCAGCGACUUGAGAAACCACCUGAAACAGAUGAAGGAAGCUGAAGAUCACAAAGGGCUUUCGGAACGGGAGGAGGCAAAGUUCCGAUACAGCUACGAAACAAUCAUGGGAUGGAAACCAACAGACAAGGACCCCAAACUCGACCUGCCACGCGCGCGAAUCGUUGCGUUUACAAGAGACGUUGUUGUCACAAAAAUGGCCUCCCAAGCAGAGGACUUUGUGCAAUCCAAGAUCCAGAUCUAUCUGCAAAUUGCAGUUUCAUCAGGAAUGACUCACGUGUGUCCCGAAUGUGUGGAUGAAGAUGGGCAGUAUUUCAAUAAGAUGGUAGAUUUCGACCGCCACUGUUGGGAAAAAAGCGAUCGAACGCAUAUGAGCCUGCUAUCAAAAGUCCCCGCCACUUUCCUUCCUACAUACCUCAUCGCGAUGGGGCUUUCCGAAAUUGAAGAGUUGCCUCCUGGACAUGACAAACCGGGACGCUGGACAAAUGAACGAUAUCUGAGGACUGCCUACGUCUUCAAGACCAAGAAGAGGUACUCCCGCUCAAUGGAAAAAGGGUAUAAUUUCAAUGCUAACACUGAAACCAAGGUUCACCGGGCCGGAAAGUCCACAUGGCCAGGAACAGCUUAA
Molecule: messenger RNA, 726 nt
Organism: Penicillium cosmopolitanum
Lineage: Eukaryota; Fungi; Ascomycota; Eurotiomycetes; Eurotiales; Aspergillaceae
Exons: 1
Coding region: 1-726 (241 amino acids)
Source: RefSeq, a predicted model, not a curated record